Messenger RNA from Salvia splendens (bonfire salvia), 842 nucleotides. RefSeq names its product probable calcium-binding protein CML46. The transcript has a single exon. The coding region runs from base 198 to 752 and encodes 184 amino acids. Gene Ontology annotation, molecular function: calcium ion binding. The record is from RefSeq and is a predicted model, not a curated record. NCBI's taxonomy places the organism in Eukaryota, Viridiplantae, Streptophyta, Magnoliopsida, Lamiales, Lamiaceae.
UGAUAAAUUUCUUACCUGCACCACACAAGCAGCUUCCUCACACUCUCCAAAUCUCUCCCUCUCAUAAACACAUGUUUAUAUAUACAUAUAUAUAUGAGGCUAGCUCAGACAUGAAAGCCAUCAUCUCCAACAUCUUAGGUUUUCAUCUUCAUAAUCAUUCCUACAAAUAUAUGUGAUCAAUCCUGAAACAUCAAACCAUGUCUGUGGCUAAUCUAAACGAGUUCCCACUAUCCACAAACAUGAGCACCAUCCGAUUCUCUCUCCUCAUCCUCGGAUUAAUCAAAUUCCUCCUCGUGCAAAUCCUCCUCCACAGGAAAAGGAUCUCCCUCUUCUUCACUGCCGAAUCCCACGGCGCCGCUGAUGACUCAAACACGACCAUAAAAGUGGCCGAGAUCAAAUCUGAUGAUGAGAGUGUUUGCGAAGGAGAGCAGCUGGAGACGGUCAUGACGAGGCUAGGCAUCUCCGGGCGAGGGAAGCUCCCCGGGAAGAUGGGCGGGGACGAGAUUUUCGAGAUGUUUGAGAAGAGGGAGCCGAGUUUGGGGGAAGUGAGGGAAGCAUUCGAUGUGUUUGAUCAGAACGGGGAUGGGUUUAUCGACGAGAUGGAGCUGCAGAGGGUUCUGUGUGGUUUGGGAUUCAAGGAAGGGAUGGAGAUUGAGAAUUGUAGGAGGAUGAUUGGGGCUGUUGAUGAAGAUGGAGAGGGGAGGAUUGGUUUUUAUCAGUUUGUCAACUUCAUGGAAAAUAACUUUGCUUAGAUUUUUUUUUUAGUUUUUGGCUGAAAGAGAAAUUGUUUAGAAGUUGGUGGGAUUAAUGCUUUCUUUAAUCUACUGAUUUUUUUAAUUAAA